Anoplopoma fimbria (sablefish) is the source of this 1029-nucleotide messenger RNA. It is a transcript of the gene gnb3b, whose product is annotated as guanine nucleotide binding protein (G protein), beta polypeptide 3b. NCBI's taxonomy places the organism in Eukaryota, Metazoa, Chordata, Actinopteri, Perciformes, Anoplopomatidae. Gene Ontology annotation, cellular component: cytoplasm; heterotrimeric G-protein complex. The record is from RefSeq and is a predicted model, not a curated record. The transcript is spliced from 8 exons. Gene Ontology annotation, molecular function: protein binding; signaling receptor complex adaptor activity. The coding region runs from base 1 to 1029 and encodes 342 amino acids. Gene Ontology annotation, biological process: G protein-coupled receptor signaling pathway.
AUGGCAGCUGAGAAAGCUGAAAUGGACGCGCUGAAAAAGGAGUGCGAUGGCCUCCGUGCACAGAUUGAGGCGGCCCGCAAGGCUGUGAAUGACGGCAACAUGACAGCAGCAGCAGGAGGGGCAUCUGCAGUGGGCCGGGUCCAGCUGAAGCUAAGGAAGACACUCAAGGGACACUUGGCUAAAAUCUAUUCCCUGCACUGGGCUGCUGACUCUAGGUCAAUGGUCAGUGCAUCACAGGAUGGAAAGCUUCUCGUCUGGGACACUUUCACAGGGAACAAGUUGGUUGCUGUCCCACUAAAGUCAGCUUGGGUGAUGAGCGUCGCCUUCGCCCCCUCUGGUAACCUGGUGGCCAGCGGUGGUCUGGAUAACAUGUGCACAGUGUACAACAUCAAGUCCGCCUCCCCCAAGACCCUCAGGGAGCUGGACGCACACACAGGUUACCUGUCCUGCUGCCGUUUCCUUAGUGACAGUGAGAUCUUGACAGCAUCCGGUGACACCACCUGCUGCCUGUGGGACUUGGAGACUGGAAAGCAGAAGAUCAUCUUCACCAACCACAUUGGAGACUGCAUGUCUCUGGCUCUCUCCCCCGACAUGAACACCUUCAUCUCUGGAGCCUGUGACUCUCUGGCCAAGCUGUGGGACCUGAGGGAAGGCACCUGCAAGCAGACCUUCUCCGGACACACCAGUGACAUCAACGCCAUCUCUUACAUGCCCGGUGGAAACUGCUUCGUCACGGGCUCCGACGACUGCAGCUGCAAGAUGUACGACCUGCGCUCCGACCAGGAGGUGAUAGGCUACCAGGACACCAGCCUGAACGCCGGCGUCACAUCUCUGGCUCUCUCCAGCUCGGGCCGCCUCCUCUUUGCCGGCUACGACGACUUCAACUGCCACAUUUGGGACUCACUGAAGGGAGAGAAAGUUGGUGUGCUGUCUGGCCACGACAACAGGGUGAGCUGCACCGGCGUCCCCGAGGACGGCAUGGGUGUCUGCACAGGAUCCUGGGACAGCUUCCUCAAACUGUGGAACUGA